CAGCCUACUAUCACAAUCUGAGCAGCUCGCGGGAGGCCCUGCUUGCAUUGAAGCCGUCAAAUCUCGUCCAUCUCCACGGUACGUCCUCGUGAACAAACAAAUCACCCAAAAUGCCUUCCCUUCCGCGUCGCGCCAUCAUCGCCGUCACCUCUGCCACCGCACCCUUGCACAACGGCCAGCCGACCGGCCUAUUCAUCUCGGAAGCAUUACAUCCGUACAAUGUCUUUACCGCGGCCGGGUUCGAAGUGGAUCUGGUGUCUGAAAAGGGCACGUACGUUGCAGACUGGUUGAGUCUGCAGGACAGCUUUUUGAAUGGCGAGGACAAGAAGGAGUGGGAAGACGUGAACGGGGAGUUCAGACGCAAGCUCGAUAACAUGCCGGAUGUGCAUACGAUCGAUGGCAGCAAGUACGGAAUAUUCUUUGCGAGCGCCGGACAUGCUGCGCUGAUUGACUAUCCUCAUGCAAAGGGGUUGCAAAAAAUUGCGACCGACGUCUGGAAUCAAGGUGGUGUGCUGAGUGCUGUCUGUCAUGGAGAAGCCAUCUUCGCAGGGGUUGUCGACUCGACGACCGGCAAGUCGGUGGUCGCAGGUAAGACCAUCACGGGCUUCACCACGGAAGCCGAGUACGAUAUGCAUGUCAUGGACGCGAUCCGAAGCUGGGGCGAGCCGUUGAUUGACGAGUGGGCGGAGAAGUUGGGCGCAAAGUAUGUCCGAGCAGAUGGAGUAUGGGACGACUUCCAUGUCACUGACGGUAGGAUCGUCACGGGUAUGAACCCGCAGAGUGGGAAGAGCACUGCAAAGGCCGCUGUGGACGUAUAUGAGAAGCUUUGAAGUGUGACAAGGGGCGACGGCGAGGCAGACGGGAAGAAUGGAAUCACAUACCGCUGUUCCGGGUGGUGUCUCAAGACAUGCCCUCAAUAAGGUAGGUAAGGAUCCAAGUUAUUUGCUAGUCUCAGGACAGAUAGUG
Molecule: messenger RNA, 966 nt
Organism: Exophiala xenobiotica
Lineage: Eukaryota; Fungi; Ascomycota; Eurotiomycetes; Chaetothyriales; Herpotrichiellaceae
Exons: 4
Coding region: 111-830 (239 amino acids)
Molecular function (GO): glyoxalase III activity
Source: RefSeq, a predicted model, not a curated record